Molecule: messenger RNA, 1683 nt
Organism: Colletotrichum scovillei
Lineage: Eukaryota; Fungi; Ascomycota; Sordariomycetes; Glomerellales; Glomerellaceae
Product: FAD binding domain-containing protein
Exons: 3
Coding region: 1-1683 (560 amino acids)
Molecular function (GO): FAD binding; oxidoreductase activity
Source: RefSeq, a predicted model, not a curated record
AUGCGCGUCUCGAUCCUCGCUUCCUUGGUCCUGGCCGGCGGAAGCGCUUCCGUCGCCGCCAGGUGCUCGGGCCUGGGCGGCUCCUCGACAAACUCGACGACGACGGCGCCUUCGUGCAAGUAUCUUCCCGGAGACGAGGGAUGGCCCUCUGCGAACACCUGGGCGCAGCUCAACGAGACCGUUGGGGGACGUCUGGUCGCUACCGUCCCGCUGGGAAGCGCAUGUCACGGCGAUGCUUACAACGCGACUGAGUGCGCUCGUCUGCAGGAGGCGUGGCUCUAUUCGGAAGUCCACAUGGAGUCCUCCUCCUCGGUCAUGGCCCCCCUGUUCGCCAACGCCAGCUGCGACCCUUUCACGGCGCAAGACGUCCCUUGCACCUUGGGUAACUAUGUUAGCUACGCAGUGAACGCCUCUGGGCCCGCGGACGUCCAGGCUGCGCUCAAGUUUGCGGAUGAAAAGAAUGUGCGUUUCAUCAUCCGCAACACGGGUCACGACUAUAACGGCCGGUCGACCGGUGCGGGUGCCCUGGCCAUCUGGACCCACUACCUCAAGGGAACCGAGAUCGUGGAUUGGGAGGACGAGCAUUACGCCGGCAAGGCCCUCAAGGCCGGCGCGGGCGUGCAAGGCUUCGAGGCCAUCGCCGCCGCUAACGAAGCUGGGCUUGCCGUCGUCACGGGAGACACCAUCUACGGCUUGGCCGCCGACAACACCCUCUCCUUUGAGGUCGUCACCCCCACGGGAGAGCUCCUCACUGCCUCGAGAGCAGAGAAUGAAGAUCUGUACUGGGCGCUGAGCGGAGGCGGCGGCGGCAACUACGGCGUCGUCACCUCCAUCACCACCCGAGCCCACCCCGACGCCCCCGUCAGCGGCGCCAAGUUCGCCGUCACCGUCGCCGACAACGAGACGCUGUACCAAGUCAUUGACGCCUUCCACGCCGCCCUCCCGGCCAUCAUCGACUCGGGCGUCAUGAUCAUCUACUUCUUCGGCCCGGGCUUCCUCCAGUCCCCGGCCAUGACGGCCUACAACAAGACCCAGGCCGAGGUCGAGCAGAUCCUCCAGCCCUUCACCGACUCCCUCGCCCAGCUCAACAUCACCCUCCAGCCGAACCUCACCUCCUUCGACAGCUACCGCGACCACUACAACAACUACUGGGGCCCCCUCCCCUCCGGCAACAUCCAAGUCGGCACCCAGCUCUUCGGCGGCCGUCUCCUGCCCCGUGCCGUCCUCCCCGACUUCGGCCCCACCGCGCGGCAGCUGGUCGAGCUGGGCGUCACCUACAUCGGCGUCGGCCUCAACGUCUCGCACUUUGGCCACGACGGCGCCGACGAGAGCGCAAAGUUCAACGCCGUCCUGCCCCAGUGGCGCGACUCCAUCGUCCAGGUCUCCCUGACCCUCCCCUGGAGCUUCGAGGUGCCCUUUGAGGACAUGGUGGCCGAGCAGACGCGCAUGACCGAGGUCGUGCAGCCCGUCAUCGAGGCGGCUACGCCCGGCGCGGGCGCGUACAUCAACGAGGCCGAUUUCCAGCAGAAGGAUUGGCAGGAGACGUUUUACGGCGUGAACUACGAGGCGCUGCUGGGCAUCAAGAACAAGUACGACCCCAAGGGUCUGCUGUAUAACGUGGCCGCUGUCGGUAGCGAGGCUUGGACUGUGGACAAUAAUGGACGCAUGUGCAAGAGCAGCUGA